Lucilia cuprina (Australian sheep blowfly) is the source of this 533-nucleotide messenger RNA. RefSeq names its product A-kinase anchor protein 14-like. Lineage: Eukaryota; Metazoa; Arthropoda; Insecta; Diptera; Calliphoridae. The transcript is spliced from 2 exons. The record is from RefSeq and is a predicted model, not a curated record. Bases 41 to 454 code for a protein of 137 amino acids.
ACUUUUAAACGUAAAACAAAUCAACCUAAACCAAUUAAACAUGUACAAAUCUAUUGCUUGCAUUGCCCUCUUCUGCUUGGCUACUGUCAGCGCUGGUCUCAUUGAAACUCAUCAUGUUGUCCAGGAACCUGUCUUAGCUAAGGUUGGCUCUGUUGUUCAUUCUGCUCCAUCGGCGGUAUCGCAUCAAAGUAUUACCCGCUAUCACAAUAAGGCUGUUGUUACUCCAGUUGUCACUCCCGUUGUAAAGACUACCGUUCAUGCUGCCCCUGUUGUGUCUGUGGUCAAGACUGCUCCUGUUGUUCAUGCCGCUCCUGUUGUUCAUGAAUAUGUCAAGUCGGCUCCUGUUGUUCACACCUAUGCUGCUGCUCCUGUAGUACACUCUGUACCUGUGGUCCAUGCUGCACCUGUUUUACACAAAACUGUACUUCCCGCCUCUUAUAGUUUCCAUCAUUAAGUUCCUAGAUGGCAGAAAACCUUUGUGAUAUGAUUUGUUUGUUAUUUAUUAAAAUGGACUGGAAUAAAAAAAUUUACUU